AUGAUCCUCCACGCAUCUUUGGGGACAAUUUCUAGUGUUUUAGCACCCCUCGCCACCUCCAUUGGAGCCAACUUCACCAGCGCUACCGCCUCACCCCCUCCAGUUUCCCUCUCCGGGAUCGGAUCUUACUCUGGCAUUCAGGUCAACCAAACGCUGAGUGGCCAUGCACUUCCUCGCCCUGUCGACGCGUGGCUCGGCGUAGACUAUGCCAUCCAACCUGUGGGCGAGAACCGCUUCCGACCCAUUCAAGGUGUACCUGCCCCAUUUCCUGGCGUUCACGAUGCUGGAAAGUACGGGCCAGCUUGCACUCAGGACCCAGCCUACGUCAACUUGGACAAGCAAGACGAAGCAUGCCUCAACUUCAAUGUCUACCGACCGGCAGAGGUGCCAUUGAGUCAAAGGUUGCCCACACUCGUGUGGAUCCAUGGAGGGGGCUUCGUGCUCUACUCUGCCUUGACCAUGGACGGCGCGUCUUUUGUCGCGUCGUCCCGCGAGCCGGUCAUGGUAGUCACGUUCAACUACCGUCUCAAUUCAUUCGGUUUCCUUCCCAGCAAGCUCUUCGAGCGACAGGGCUUGCUGAACCUCGGUCUCCAGGACCAGACAUUUUUCCUCGAGUUUCUGCAAACUCACCUGUCAGAGUUCGGGGGCGACCAAAAGCAGAUUACUCUGGGCGGGCUUUCGGCCGGAGCACAUUCCACGGCGUUUCAGUACUUUCACAAUUACGGCGUCAGCAAAGGGAAUCCUCUUUUUGCCAGAGCAUUCAUGCAGUCUGGAGCAGCCACAGCCCGAGCGUUCCCGCCUGUCGACUACCCGCGGUACAAGAGCGAUUUUGAAAGCCUCAUGAGCCACAUUGGGUGCGACACAGAUGUGGGUGACAAGGAACAGCUCAGCUGUCUCCGCAACGCCCCCGCUCGGGAGAUCGAGAAGAUCACGUCGGCGAUUUAUGCAGAGGCAGAGCCUAAUCUUAAUUGGCCUUGGCAACCCGCGCUUGGCGGCGCACUUCUGGAGCACUCGGGGUCACAAUCGCUUACCGAAGGGACAUUUCACCAUCUUCCUCUGGUGACGAGCCACACCACCGACGAGGGCAAACUAUACACCCCAGGCUACCUGCAAACAAAUGAUGAUUUUAUCGAGUUUUGGCAUCGGAUGAGCCCCGGGCUGAACAGAACCGACCUGGCCAUAUUGAACGACCUGUACCCGGACCCUGUUGCGCAUCCUGAGUCUGCCUGGGCAAAGUCCCCAAACAGUACCCAAUAUAAUCGCCUCUCGGCCUCGUGGUCGGACAUGGCUUAUAUUUGUCCUAGUCGACAGACGGCGCGGCGCACAUCCGAUGCCGACGUUCCAACUUGGAGGCUGCGCUUCAACACGCCCACAAACCCAUUGAGUGCGCAAUCAUGGAAGGGCAUUCCACACGCAUCGGAUAUGUCCUACUUAUGGAACGACCCUAGUGUUCCAUUCAAAGAGACUGCUAGGCGGUAUCACGCAUACAUGGCAAGCUUCGUUGCAACCGGGGACCCCAACAAGCUGCGUGAGGACGACGCCGUAGCGUGGCCCAUGUACAAGGCCGAUGGCAAUGAGGUGCCGAGCCAAGUCGUUGUGAACCCGGAGUCUGUAGAUGUCGAGAAGGACGACAAGAGGGUCAGGCAGUGUGAGUUCUGGAACGACAUUGACCGGGCACACAGGUUGAACAAGUAG
Purpureocillium lilacinum is the source of this 1695-nucleotide messenger RNA. RefSeq lists its product as uncharacterized. NCBI's taxonomy places the organism in Eukaryota, Fungi, Ascomycota, Sordariomycetes, Hypocreales, Ophiocordycipitaceae. The record is from RefSeq and is a predicted model, not a curated record.